Messenger RNA from Empidonax traillii (willow flycatcher), 3805 nucleotides. RefSeq names its product G protein subunit alpha z (gene GNAZ). The coding region runs from base 1000 to 2067 and encodes 355 amino acids. Gene Ontology annotation, cellular component: heterotrimeric G-protein complex. Gene Ontology annotation, biological process: adenylate cyclase-modulating G protein-coupled receptor signaling pathway. The record is from RefSeq and is a predicted model, not a curated record. The transcript has 4 exons. Lineage: Eukaryota; Metazoa; Chordata; Aves; Passeriformes; Tyrannidae. Gene Ontology annotation, molecular function: GTPase activity; G protein-coupled receptor binding; GTP binding.
CCCCUGCCCGGCUCCCCGGCGAGAGCGCCGAGCACCUCCCUGUCUCCCGCGGGGGGCCGCCGGACAAGUGUUCCCAACGCCGCCUCUAGAAAAUCCCGGGGUUUUACGGCUGUGUUUUCUAGGGAGAAGAUGGGAAAGGGCAGGUUCCCGCUCCUGCUGGGGCUGUGGGGUUAGUCCCCGCAGUCGCGGUGUGUCUGCUCGCGGCAAAUCACAGAUGCUGAUGUGAAAAAGGGCCAAAGCAGAGGAGAGGCGUCAGUGGAUGCGAGCGUUUGUACUGAUGGAUUGAGGAGGUGGAGGCUGCCUGGUGCUGGAGAGAACCCAAGAGUGGUAAUUAGGAAGCCCAAAUUUCAGCUACCAUACUGAUGAGAGAAUAAUCCCCAAAGGGGAAAACUAGACUGUUCCAAGCAACCAAAACUCUUUGAAAAGUGCUCUGGCAAUUUAAGGUGGAAAGCACGGAUUUACAGAGCUGAACUGGAUCAGCUGAAGAAGUGGGGAAAGAGAAACAAAACAAGUAGAGUACCAGUGAAAAGAGCUUCAGCUUUAUCUGACAGCAUCACCACAGCAACCAGAGAAUACGAUCAGAGGACAAGGGCUGGAGCAGAGAAGGUGACAGUGUGGCUCCCUACCUUUGGACAGAAGGCAGCAGAUAAUUAUGCAGAACAGAAAGGGGUGUUUGGUGGCUCCAGACAAACUGUGGCAGAGGGAAGAGUCCCGUCAUUAACAGGAAUGUGCCCCAGUUUAUGCACUGGCAAGGGGAGUGCCAUGAGAUCUACUGAAGAGACUAUUUCUGGGGUUGCACAUCUCCACGUGUUUGUCCCCCUGCUGGGACUCAAUUAGGUGGCUGUAGGCACCGUGGACCAACAGGUUCUGGAAAGUGACCUUUUCUCCCGUUCAAGCUGUACGUGGCACGAGAACUGAGCGACACUGCAGACCUUAGUUCAGAGACACAGAGAGUGAGCAGAUCUCCAACCCUUCCCUUCCACACCUGCCUGCUGUACCAUGGGAUGUCGGCAAAGCUCUGAGGAGAAAGAGGCAGCGCGGCGGUCGCGGAGGAUUGACCGCCACCUGCGCUCUGAAAGCCAGCGACAGCGAAGGGAGAUCAAACUCCUCCUCCUGGGUACCAGCAAUUCUGGGAAGAGCACCAUCGUAAAGCAGAUGAAAAUCAUUCACAGCGGCGGCUUUAACUUGGAGGCCUGUAAGGAGUACAAACCUCUGAUUAUCUACAACGCCAUUGACUCUCUCACUCGGAUCAUCCGGGCCCUGGCCACCCUUAAGAUAGAAUUCCACAACCCUGACAGGGCGUAUGACGCCGUGCAGCUCUUCGCCCUGACGGGCCCGGCUGAGAGCAAGGGCGAGAUCACCCCGGAGCUGCUGGGGGUGAUGAAGCGGCUGUGGGCAGACCCCGGCGUGCAGGAGUGUUUCUGCCGCUCCAACGAGUACCACCUGGAGGACAACGCCGCCUACUACCUGAACGACCUGGAGCGCAUCGCGGCCCUGGACUACAUCCCCACCGUGGAAGACAUUCUGAGGUCCCGGGACAUGACCACGGGCAUUGUAGAAAACAAGUUCACCUUCAAAGAGCUGACUUUCAAAAUGGUGGACGUGGGUGGGCAGAGAUCCGAACGCAAAAAAUGGAUCCACUGUUUCGAGGGGGUUACAGCAAUAAUUUUCUGUGUGGAGCUGAGCGGGUAUGACUUGAAGCUGUACGAAGAUAACCAAACAAGUCGAAUGGCAGAAAGUUUGCGCCUGUUUGAUUCCAUCUGCAACAACAACUGGUUUAUCAACACUUCCCUCAUCCUUUUUUUGAAUAAGAAAGAUCUGCUGGCAGAAAAAAUCCGUCGCAUCCCCUUAACAGUCUGCUUCCCUGAGUACAAGGGCCAGAACACGUACGAGGAGGCCGCGGUCUACAUCCAGCGCCAGUUCGAGGACUUGAACCGCAACAAGGAGACCAAGGAGAUCUACUCACACUUCACCUGUGCCACUGACACCAGUAACAUACAGUUCGUGUUUGAUGCAGUGACAGAUGUCAUCAUUCAGAACAAUCUCAAAUACAUUGGCCUCUGCUAAGAAUCCUUGGGUUAAUCUGUUUUCCUGGAGCGAUAAAAAAGGGGCUAACCACUUCCACUUCUAGUGGGAAAAAAAUGGGGCAGUGCUUAAUAGCCCAAGGAGAGAAAAGGGGAAAUCUGAUGUAUGCACACAGUUCCUCUUAUGGCCCCUUAACUUGCUACAUCAUUUUCCACAAAUAAAUGUUCUGGAGAGUGAAAGUCUCCUCUCUGAGAAAACCACACACCCCCAGUGAAAAAAAAACCAAAACAACCAACAGCUCAAACACCCCAAAAAACAAAACAAAGAGAUUGAGGCCUAACUCUGUGGAGAUGUUUCACCACAGUCACUGCACUUUUAAUCCAUUUGUUUCAUUCCAUUUCCUACAGUGGGAGUGUUAUCAUGUUUUGUGUAAGAAAUAAUUCUUCAUCGAGUUGUCCUAAAGUUUUAUUGACAUAAAGAUGUAAAUCUGGUGAGUGGCAGAUGAACUCGUUUGCAGGGUGUGGAGCUGAGUGGUUGUGUUGGGGAGCAAAGCCAGUUCAAAGCAGACGCUACAGAACAGGAGAGUUGAAGGAAAGCACUGCUGUAGAUUGUAGAGAAGGGGCACGUCCCACAGUACUGGCACCCACAGUGAGGAGUUUGUCCACACCGUCCUGUAUGCACAUGCACAUGCCCACAGAUAUUCUAUGUACACCCCUCUGCUUUCCUGUUCCUCAUGGACACCUUGCCUACUGAAGGGAUUGGUGGUGCGCAAUGUUUUGUGAUUUCCAAACUGACAAGCAGCUCCUUCUGCUCUUUAAGGCUUCAAAUAUGCAGCAAAACCCACGAAAUUAAUCUGUGACUAGGCCAAAUUAAGGUCAGUGUUUCUUCUACUGGUAAGGAGUUUUAUACAUCGAAACAGUCUUCUUUUACAUCUUUUUUUGCCAAAUCUUGUGGUGUUUCACAAAAACCAAACUAUAUUUAAGGAGUAGGUUAGUGUUCCUUUUUUAAUACAGUUUAAAAAAAAAAUAAAUCACAAAGCAAUUUUUUAAAUUAUUGUUGUAGUGUCUGGAUUGCUGAAUGUGAAAGUUGCCAACGGACAAUUCUGUUCCACUGCUCCAAAUAUAUUCUGGGAAUUGUAAUGUUAUAUUUCCCAAGCAGCAGGAGCCAUGGAGAUUGUGUAGUAUAUAGCCUCCAAAGUCUUUUUUUUUUUUUUGAUUGCUUUUUUUAAAAUUAUUUUUAAAAUGUGAUGUAUUAUUAGAAGGUUAAAGAUGAGCGAUAUGAACAAUAACUAAAUGUCUUGAUAUUUCAAUUUAAUAAUUUAAAUUAUUUACAGUUUAGUGAAAAUUAAGGAAACUGAAGAGAUGCAUUCCUCAGCUCCAGGUUUCAUCUCAGAAAGAAACACUACUGGAUGGAGUAACAUUCUGGCAAAAGUUUCAAUGCAUAAGAAGCUCUGUGGGACUGUACUGGAAAAUCUCUAAUGGAUCACAUAGACCCAAGUCUUUGGUCAGUUGAUUCUUUCCCCUGCCAUAGAAAAGACUUCUUAAAGACUUCAGUGUAAAGUUGGUGUGUAAAUAAAUGUUUGAUAACUGUAAAGCACAUACGUACACAGAGACACAGACACACAUGCACACUGGAAAAUCACCUUCUACUUUUGUUCCCCUUAUGUACUAUGAUUAGUGCAAGAAAUUUCAGCCAAGGGCUCUCAGAAAAUUGAAACAAAAUGGUUAACAACAUCAACAUUUAAAUUGUCCACUUAAAAAAAUAAAUAAUUCAAAUGAUA